Galendromus occidentalis (western predatory mite) is the source of this 1158-nucleotide messenger RNA. It is a transcript of the gene Cdk2, whose product is annotated as Cyclin-dependent kinase 2. Bases 104 to 1009 code for a protein of 301 amino acids. NCBI's taxonomy places the organism in Eukaryota, Metazoa, Arthropoda, Arachnida, Mesostigmata, Phytoseiidae. Gene Ontology annotation, molecular function: cyclin-dependent protein serine/threonine kinase activity; ATP binding; cyclin binding. Gene Ontology annotation, cellular component: nucleus; cytoplasm; cyclin-dependent protein kinase holoenzyme complex. Gene Ontology annotation, biological process: protein phosphorylation; regulation of G2/M transition of mitotic cell cycle; G1/S transition of mitotic cell cycle. The record is from RefSeq and is a predicted model, not a curated record. The transcript has 4 exons.
ACUGCCUCAGCAUAUGAUUGUAGUACUCUCUCGGAAAUCUCGAUCGGUCGAGUGUGAGAUCGGAAAGCAGCUGCACGUACCAAGCUGCUCUUGAUUCGGGACCAUGGAAAUUGAAAACUUUGACGACGUGACCAAGAUCGGCGAAGGUACCUACGGCGUUGUUUUCAAAGCACACAACACAGUAACCGGAGACUCAGUUGCGCUCAAAAAAAUCAAGUUAGACAAGGAGUUAGAAGGAGUCCCAUCGACAACUUUGAGAGAAAUAGCAACUCUGAAGAAUCUUAAGCAUCCGAACGUUGUCAGACUCCUGGACAUCAUACCCUCUUCGAACAGUCUGUACUUGGUGUUCGAAUUCAUGACGUGUGACCUGAAACGCUUAUUCGAACGCGCCAUUUCGAGCAAGACUCGACUGAGUGAACAGUUGAUAAAAGGCUACGCGUGGCAGCUGCUUCAAGGACUAGAUUACUGCCACCAGCACAUGAUUUUACAUCGGGACCUCAAACCGCAAAAUCUCCUCAUCGACUCCCAAGGACACAUAAAGCUAGCCGACUUCGGGUUGGCCCGCGCUUUCAACCUGCCUGCCCGCCAAUACACCCAUGAAGUUAUAACGUUGUGGUACCGCCCGCCAGAAAUUCUACUCGGCUCCAAAUUAUAUGACAUGGUGGUGGAUAUCUGGAGCUUAGGAACAAUCAUAGCUGAGAUGAGCAACCUGGUCUGUCUAUUCCCUGGUGAUUCAGAAAUUGAUCAACUCUUCCGCAUAUUCAGGAUUUUAGGAACACCCAAUGAGAGUAGCUGGCCCGGAGUCACUGAAAUGCCGGACUACAAACCCACAUUCCCGAAAUGGCAAGCCAAAUCCGUCGAGAACCACCUUCCCCACCUGUCACCCGACGGUAGAAAUCUCAUAGCAUCAAUGCUAGUUCUGAAUCCCUCGAAACGGGUCAGUGCGCUUGAAGCUCUCAAGCACCGCUAUUUUUUAAAUGUUAGCAUUCACAAGCCUCUCCCAAUCUAGUCAAUAAUAAUAUUAUUAUUAAUUCAAUAAUAGUUUCGAAAUCGACCUCCUUGUGUAAAUAGCGGCGAGACGAGCCUCGAGCCGAUAUCGUCAUACCGGACGUAUAUGGCUGUUGUGACUACCGUACCAUAAAUAAAUGAAACUGAGAC